UCUCUCUCUCUCUCUCUCUCUCUCUCUCUCUCUCUCUCUAGCUAUGGGCAGCACGGAAGAACCCAACAGGCCCGCCUCCUCCCUCUACGACUCUUCCUCGCCCUCUCAGCCGCUCCUCUCCACGCCCCCGCCUGAAGCCGACCCGCAUCCCGAGUCCGACCCGACCCAGUACCUCCAGAUCACCUACAACUACGGCCCUCGACCCUUCAAGGACCUCCCUUUCCUCGUCUUGUUCCUCCUCCUCGUCCUCCUCACGUUCGCCUUCGGAAUCUUCUCCAUCUUCCACAGAAACACCGAGUACUCCGACGUCUCCUCUUACUCCUACAGCUCCACUUCCUCGUCUUGCGUCAAGAACUCCACUUCGCUUGCUUGGCGUAACGCCUUUAAUGUUUCUUCCUCUUUAUCUUCUACUGUUCUGACGGAUUUGAUAUGGGUUCUUGUUAUUACUUUGAUCUUGAGCGUGCCCAUUUGUUUCUCGCUUCUCUUGUUGCUCAAGCACUACACCAAGCAGGUCGUUUACGCCUUGCUACCCUUCUUCGUGCUCAUUCCGGUCUUCUUGAAUGUCUAUUGGUUCGUUGCUUGCACGGUCAGCUCUAGCUGCAGCGACGAUUUUCCCUUGGUUUAUCGGAUUUUGGUGCUGGUGUUUGUGUUCUUGGUCAUUGGGGUGAUCGUCUGGAUUUUUGUGGCUAAUUGGCACAGAAUCGAGCUCACCGUGACGAUAAUUGGGGUCGCCUCUGAUGCUCUGUCGAGGAAUUUGGCCUUGUUUGGGGUGUUGCCGUGUAUGACUCUAGGUUUGUUGAUUUACUAUGCUCCCAUUGUUGUGUUCUUGGUGCUCGCCAGGCAAAAUGGGGAAAUUGUGGCGAGUGAAUCGGAUGGAGAGUACACCUGUGAAUGGAAGCAAGAUAGCUGGGUGCCUGCUUAUUUUGCACUGGCGAUCCUUACUAUGAUGUGGUCUUUGACGGUGACGAUCGAAGCUCAGGCUUAUGUGAUCAGCGGAACCAUUGCCCAGUGGUACUUCUCCAAGGAGGAUACAGCUCCAAGGAGGAGUAUUAGAAGUUCUUUAAGGAAUGCUUUUGGUCCCUCCUCGGGAACAAUAUGUCUCUCUGGAUUGCUUAUUUGUGUAGUUCGCCUAGUGCGGACUGCAGUUGAUGGUGCAAAACGGGAAGAUGCCCCUGGAAUCGUGAACCUUGUGCUUCGUUGCUGUGUUAACACCUUACUAUCAGCCGUUGAUUUUUUAAAUAAGUUCACCAUAAACUUUGCGGCCAUAACAGGUGAAGCCUACUGCACAUCUGCUAGGAUGACAUAUGAGCUUUUGAAGCGCAAUCUCCUUUCUGCUGUCUUUGUGGAGACUAUUUCAACCCGAUUACUAGGGGGGAUUGUUUUUGUAUUCUCAGCAAUAUAUGCAGUUGUGGUGUGGGCUAUAUUACAAGGCGUAAGCGACCUUGGAGUGGACUCUUACCUUUUGGCAGUUCUGGCAUGGGUGCUGCUGAUUGUGGUGCUGUGUUUCUUUAUCCAUGUUUUAGACAAUGUGAUAGACACCGUGUACGUGUGCUAUGCCAUAGAUAGGGAUAGAGGGGAAGUCUGUAAACAGGAUGUCCACGAGGUCUAUGUUCAUCUUCCCCUCAGUAGAAACAGUAGGUCGUCUCUCGUCUCGCGGACCCAUGCUGUAUGAGUAAUCAUGUGUUGAAAUCCUGUGUUUCUGUAAUUCCAAUUGUUCUCUGUGAAAGUAAUAACUGCCCGGUUGGCAAGUUCAACCUUCAAUUAUCGGAUUGUACAAUUUUGAGGCUGUCAAUAAAGAGUGAUUCUUUUG
Rhodamnia argentea is the source of this 1810-nucleotide messenger RNA. RefSeq names its product CTL-like protein DDB_G0288717. Gene Ontology annotation, cellular component: membrane. The transcript has 4 exons. The record is from RefSeq and is a predicted model, not a curated record. The coding region runs from base 44 to 1672 and encodes 542 amino acids. Gene Ontology annotation, molecular function: transmembrane transporter activity. Gene Ontology annotation, biological process: transmembrane transport. Lineage: Eukaryota; Viridiplantae; Streptophyta; Magnoliopsida; Myrtales; Myrtaceae.